CGAACAGAUGAGCCGAUUGCUUCAUAAGGGUGAUAGGUAAGACGUGGACGAUCUAUCUCCUGUCAUCAGAAGUGUUUCAAAAUCUCAGUUGUUCGCAUAUUUUAUGUUGCUCAUAUUUGCUUUUUUUCUUUUGUGUGUGCUCACUCUCAAAGCUUAAAAUUUUCAGCUCUGAGAUCUACCGCGAUCAAGAUGGUUGUUGACGCACUCAAUACGAUCUUCGGUAUCUCGGCUUCAAGACUCCUUUCUUGCUCUGAUAUCAGUUUUCACUCAUCUAGCUUCCUUUGCUCAAAAGUCUUUUGUGCCCCUUGCAAUUCGGCGAAUGCUGGAGCAAACCAGGCUGAGUUUCAUUUCUUUUUUUGCUUCAAGAUGGAUUUUGGGAAAAGCUGUCGCAGUCUUCAGUUUCCGCUUUCUUUUGUGAUUGUUUUAUCUUCGUUUCCAAUCUUUGUUCACCUCUUCGUGUUCUUCAUGUUCUUUGUUGGAAUGGCACGUGGCCAUGUAGUCUGCAAGAAAAGACGCCAUCAUUAUGGAAUUGAUCCAUUAUGCAGAUUAGCUUCAAAUUAAAUUGAUUAUCGUUCUUUCUACCAUGAAAAUGGUUCCCAGGACAAUCAUAAAGCAACGCCCUUGGAGGGCACGAGAGAAUCCCGUACAAUAGUCACGACCAAAGGACGCGUUGUU
Molecule: messenger RNA, 675 nt
Organism: Xylona heveae TC161
Lineage: Eukaryota; Fungi; Ascomycota; Xylonomycetes; Xylonales; Xylonaceae
Exons: 2
Coding region: 190-561 (123 amino acids)
Source: RefSeq, a predicted model, not a curated record